AUGGCGAUGAUGAUGACUGGCCGUGUGCUGCUGGUGUGUGCCCUCUGCGUGCUGUGGUGCGGUGCUGGCGGUAGAUGUGACGAGGACAAGGCAGGCUCUGGGAUUGAUGCUGAACUUCCACCUGCACCAGUACCUCUUGAAACGUCUCAACAAGACCCCCAAGACUUAAAAAAUGGAGUACCAGGUGUUAAGGGAACUGCAUCACUCGCAUCUUUCCCUCCUAAAGAUGGUGAUGCAGAUGGAGAGACGGAGGAUCAAGAAGAAAGUAAAGAAGGUCAGAGUAGUGAAAAAGGAAAUGUUGCACUUGGCUCAGAUUCCAGGGAAAGGAAUUUAAUUGGCAGCGGGCAGGAAACAGGCCAGUCAAUUGCACCUGCAGGUGACAUUUCUCCUUCUGGCAGUAAGGAAUCAAAAGCCAAUCCUACGCAAACGGAGAUUGAAGGAAACAAGAGCGCAGACAAAAAUUCACCAUCAGCAGAGAAAGCACUCACAACAGUUAACGGAGAGAACACACUGCCUGGGGAAAUUGCGGAAGGAAAUCUUCCAUCACCUCCAGAAGAAGAUGUUGCUUCCCGAGAACAGGAUGGCGAAGACACCACGAGUGAAGGCGAAAAAAAUGUUCCGCCGCCUGAGACCGCAGCCACACCACAAAGCCACCGAGACAAAGGCUCAGAAGGGACUGGGGAAGAUGCAAAAGCAACGACAGUAACCGCCAACACAACUGAUACGAAGACAAAGAUUGCCGACAGUGACGGCAGCACCGCGGUCUCCAACACCACCUCCCCUCUUUUGCUUCUUCUUGUUGUUGCGUGUGCGGCUGCUGCUGCGGUGGUGGCCGCGUGA
Messenger RNA from Trypanosoma cruzi, 840 nucleotides. Its product is annotated as mucin-associated surface protein (MASP), putative. The record is from RefSeq and is a predicted model, not a curated record. The coding region runs from base 1 to 840 and encodes 279 amino acids. NCBI's taxonomy places the organism in Eukaryota, Euglenozoa, Kinetoplastea, Trypanosomatida, Trypanosomatidae. The transcript has a single exon.